CACAGAUUAAUUUAAUGGUUUGGUCCGGGCGCCGACCUCAUCUUAAAAUAGAAAAAAUAAAGUUUCAGAACAGGGCUUUAAUAUUAUAACACUAUUUUUCUUAAUUACAAAUAGAAGAGUGAUAACGGCUCAGCAUGGGAAAUAGUAAGACAAAAUUGAAAGAAAUGUUUAAAAAAAUCUUCACUUGGUGCUACUUCAAGAAUUUGCUACUAAAUCCAUCGCAACUUUUAUUGGUGUCGUUACUGAUAAUAGUGACCGAACUAGUGCUUAAUAUAUUGAUCGUGGAAAAGGUGCCGUACACUGAAAUAGAUUGGAAAGCUUAUAUGCAAGAAUGUGAAGGAUUUUUAAAUGGUACUCUAGAUUAUAGCAAGCUUCGUGGUGACACUGGCCCGCUCGUGUACCCAGCAGGCUUUGUGUAUAUUUACUCUUUUCUUUAUUUAAUCACAAAUCAAGGAGAAAAUAUAAAACUUGCUCAAUAUAUAUUUAUAGGUAUUUACUUAUUACAAUUAACUUUAGUUUUCAGAAUUUAUUUAAAAGCCAAAAAAGUGCCUCCAUAUGUUCUAAUUUUAGUUAUAUUAACAUCUUAUAGAAUACAUUCUAUUUAUGUGCUGAGACUUUUUAAUGAUCCAAUUGCAGUACUGUUGUUAUAUGUAUCAUUGAAUUUCUUUUUAGAAUCCAAAUGGUUUUUAGGAAGCUUAUUCUACAGCCUGGGUGUUUCUGUUAAAAUGAAUAUACUUUUGUAUGCUCCUGCAUUGUUUUUCUUUUAUUUAGUUAAUUUAGGCUUAAAGCUAACUUUAGUUCAACUUUUGAUCUGUGGUUCUGUGCAAGUUUUAUUAGGUUUACCUUUUUUAAUCAGCAAUCCUGUUUCAUAUAUAAAAGGUAGUUUUGACAUUGGACGUGUCUUUAAUCAUACUUGGACAGUGAACUACAGAUUUCUAGAUAGUGAAAUAUUUGAAAAUAAAUUUUUUCAUUUGUCUUUGUUAUUAAUACAUGUUUUAUUAUUGGUUGUGUUUAUACCUAUGUGUGUAAAAUAUUUUCAAAGCUAUUGUCGUCUUCGUUAUGUUCAAAAACAAGUACAACCUCAGAUAGAUGCGAAAAAUCAUGAAAAGAAAAAGAAAUUGAAAAUGGAAACAAAACUAAAAACAGGAAAGAAAAUAAAUGAAAAGGAGGUAAUCACAAAAGAACAAGAAGAAUUCUUAACGUCAUUUGAAGCAAUGUUAAAAAAAUCUUCAAGAAAAUCUGUAAAGCAACCAGUUAGCAAACCAACAGAAACAAGUGAUUACAGUAUAGACUUUGAUAUUUUAACUCAGUUGUUUAUCCUUCCAAUGUUUAUUGUAAAUUUUAUUGGUGUUGUGUGUGCAAGAAGCCUACAUUAUCAGUUCUAUUCGUGGUAUUUUCACAGUUUGCCAUAUAUUCUUUGGUCCAAUAAUUUUUCAACUAUUUUCAGAUUCCUACUACUGGCUUUAGUUGAAAUGUGUUGGAAUACAUAUCCAAGUACAAUAUUCUCAAGUGUUACACUACACAUUUGCCAUGUGGCUAUAUUGUAUGGUGUUUAUAAAAAAAUGUCAAAUGAAUUGAAAACUGUAGCAAAACUAGAUUAAAUUUGUUUUAUUUCAUCUAGAUAC
Messenger RNA from Bombyx mandarina (wild silkworm), 1625 nucleotides. It is a transcript of the gene Alg3, whose product is annotated as Alg3, alpha-1,3- mannosyltransferase. Gene Ontology annotation, cellular component: endoplasmic reticulum. Gene Ontology annotation, molecular function: dol-P-Man:Man(5)GlcNAc(2)-PP-Dol alpha-1,3-mannosyltransferase activity. The record is from RefSeq and is a predicted model, not a curated record. NCBI's taxonomy places the organism in Eukaryota, Metazoa, Arthropoda, Insecta, Lepidoptera, Bombycidae.